CCCGCAUAAACUGCAGCGUCUCGGGAAUCAAGCGUAAGCAUUUCAGUGCAUGGGUUAGAGUGCGGGGUGAUGUGAGUACUUUUGAACUGCCAGGACGCCGAGAUUGUGGUCAAAUUUGGAGGGAUUUGCGUAUACAAGUGAACCGCGAGUAGUGAAUUUAAUGUUGUUGGCAAUCUCGGUAUUUCGAGGCCUUCUGCUGGGAGAGUGGAGUGGAGUUUUGCGUCUAUUGUGUUGUUUGGUUUUUAUUCUAGAGUGUACAAUUUAGCUGUCGUCUUGGCACAUUCGUGUUGAGACUGUUGAGCUUAGUCCAGAAAAUGGAGUUUGUUGUGUUCGACACGGAUCCGUUUCUUACGUCGUUGCACCAGCUGGUGCAUGAGCCUGAGAGCGACUUGGAAAGAAAGAUUAAGCGCAAGCGACGAAGUCAGCACGAUGAGCCGAGGCAUGUGACUAUAGCUACACCCGUCGAUGUGAAGGAGAAAAAAGACGCGUAUCUCUUCAUUGCGGAUGUUCCUGGCCUUCAAAAGACUGACAUUGAGGUGCAAAUCGAGAAUGAAAAUAUCCUAACCAUGCGGGGUAAGAGAAAACUCGACGAGAUAGUCAACGACAAAGAGGAGGAUACGAAGUUCGUACGCAUGGAGCGGAGUCCUGUGAAACUGUUUCGGAAAUUCACUCUACCGUCAGACGCAAAUGCUGAUGCCAUUACUGCCAACUGUGUAGAUGGUGUGUUGAUGGUCACUGUGCCCAAAAUUCCGCCUCCUGAACCAGCGAAACCAAAGACAGUUAAAAUUGCAGUUGAUUGAGCUCCUUCGUCAGCAAUAAGAAUCUGGCAACCAAGAGGCCAUCGCUGACGAGAUUAAGAGCUGCUGGAGGGGGCUUUGACUUGCGUGUUCGUUUGGAACAACCGGGCUUGAUUAUUUCACAGUAGUCACAUCUCGUCUAUUUCAGACCCAGUGCGCGAGAUGACCGAUGAUGCUUGAAAUUCUGGUUCAGAUUCAGCAUCCUCCCUUUUUCACAAUUUUGGGGUUUGGAUAUCAAAACAGAAUCUUAUCAGCGGGGCUUGGCCUGGACCUGAGACUACUAGAAAACAUUUAGGCACGUUUUGUAAAUAGCACCAUGAAACAUUUUUUUCCUCCCCUCUUCAAUUUUGUUUUUUGUUUUUCGUA
Messenger RNA from Physcomitrium patens, 1163 nucleotides. Its product is annotated as 17.7 kDa class II heat shock protein. The record is from RefSeq and is a predicted model, not a curated record. NCBI's taxonomy places the organism in Eukaryota, Viridiplantae, Streptophyta, Bryopsida, Funariales, Funariaceae.